AUGAGCAUGUCUCGAACAUCCCAGACUUUCCUUCUGAAUACUGGCGCACGGAUCCCUGGCAUUGGCCUGGGUACAUGGAAAUCGCCCGGGACCGAAGUUCGAGCAGCAGUCUCCCAUGCACUCAGAUCUGGGUAUAGACAUAUCGACACCGCCUGGAACUACCGCAAUGAGGUUGAGGUCGGACAAGGCAUAAAGGACUCCGGCGUACUUCGAGAGCAAAUAUGGAUUACCACCAAGCUCGAUAAUCCCUGGCAUCAUAAGGCGCGUGAAGGAUUCGAAGAGUCGUUGAGGGAUCUGGGAUGCGGUUAUGUUGACUUGUAUCUCAUACACUUUCCCUGUUCGACAAAUCCAGAUGACCAGUCAAAGCAUCUGGACGACUGGGAUUUUGUUAAGACCUGGCAGGAGAUGCAAGAGCUGCUGAAGACUGGCAAAGUCAAGAACAUCGGCGUCUCGAACUUCCAAAUUCGACACCUUGAGCGAUUGUUGAACGACCCGUUAUGUAAAACAGUCCCAGCCGUAAAUCAGAUAGAGCUGCAUCCAGGGAACCCAUCCAACAAACUAUUAGAGUACUGCAAGUCGAAAGGCAUUCAUUGCACAGCAUACUCAUGUCUCGGAGGCGCCAUCGACAACCCACUAUACAAAGAGCCUGCGGUAAUCGGCACGGCAGAAGAGUUAGGAAAGACGCCUGCUCAGGUCCUGUUGAUGUGGAGCAUACAGCGGGGAACGAGCGUGAUCCCUAAAAGCGUUACGCCAUCUAGAAUCGACAGUAACUUCGACUUGGAUGGCUGGGCACUUUCUGACAGUCACAUGGAGGCGCUGAACGGUAUAAAGACCAGGUUCAAGGUGGUUAAUGAUUCGUGGAUGCCCAUCAAGGUGUUCUUUGGCGACGAUGAGUAG
Molecule: messenger RNA, 897 nt
Organism: Cyphellophora attinorum
Lineage: Eukaryota; Fungi; Ascomycota; Eurotiomycetes; Chaetothyriales; Cyphellophoraceae
Product: Glycerol 2-dehydrogenase (NADP(+))
Exons: 4
Coding region: 1-897 (298 amino acids)
Cellular component (GO): cytosol
Molecular function (GO): aldose reductase (NADPH) activity
Source: RefSeq, a predicted model, not a curated record